Molecule: messenger RNA, 3035 nt
Organism: Anguilla rostrata (American eel)
Lineage: Eukaryota; Metazoa; Chordata; Actinopteri; Anguilliformes; Anguillidae
Exons: 2
Coding region: 1026-2489 (487 amino acids)
Biological process (GO): activation of innate immune response
Molecular function (GO): zinc ion binding; RNA binding; double-stranded DNA binding
Source: RefSeq, a predicted model, not a curated record
AUCAUCAUGAUGUUCAGUAGAUAUGUUGGGUGAAGGUAUAUGAUCAUGAGGACAGAGCCAUUUUAAAAUCGCUCAAUAGGGGGCGCGAUGGUGCCAAUGCUUGGACCCCUCCCAACGCCGCUUGCGGCUUUAAUUUCAAACUGCUUUCCUAACGGCUAUUUUGCAUACUGCGACUUGGGUUACAACAGUGAAUAUGUACGGAUUUCUAGACGUGCUGAUAGAGACCCUUUCUCAUAUUAACCUCAAAUACGCACGACAAGAUACUAGCAAAUUAGUCAAGUUCCAUUCAUUUAUAUGGGGUGGUCGAUACACGUCCCCUUAGCAAGAAAAAGCUGGCACUGGACCACCUCUGACUUAUUUGCCGGCACAGAAAAAAAUCGCGAAAGUACUGAAAAAAUAACCACAGGAGGAUAACAAGGACAUUUUUUCCUACAUAACUAGGUACAGGUUGUUACCGAUAUUUCGCCUAUUUCAUAUAUAGCUGCAAAUCAGUUUGAAACGCUUUCCUGUCUCUCGAACGAAGGUGGUCGAAUAGGUGCUCUCACUCUAGCACUGACUUCGUUUCAGCGGCGCCCGGAUCCAGCCAGACCAUCCACCAGGAUCAACGCUUGGCGCCAACGGCCUGAAGGGAGGUCCCACUGCGCUUUGAGGAGCUGACUUUCGAUCAGCUCCCUCAUUUCUGCAAGUUUUGGUCCCCCUGGGACGGACGAGCAACCGCUUAGCGCUGUACCUGUGCUUCUUUUCUUCCACCUACUUAGGUCCGGCCUGAGAGAGAGGGAGGAUGGCCACAGGAGUGCAGCCAGGAGUCCGACGCCACAACGCCGUCCGGAUGACACUCCAAAACAGCGGAGAAGGGGGCAGCGGUGCUAGUGGCCCCACCCAGGUGGCACAAGGGGCGAAGGGCGCAGCCGUAGGGGGCGCUGCUGAGCCAGCAGCUCCUGGGGGGGCAAGCAAUGCCACUGCCCCCAACGUCAACAGGAGAGUGAUAGGUUUGACCCUCCUAGAAUUUAGUGCUCCAGCGAGCUAUGGGCUUUGUGCCUGGCGACCUGAACUGCCUGGUGAAGGUUCCGGGUAACGCAGAUAUCUUUGAAAUAAGUUUUAGGACUGCAAACAUCCUGGAGAGGUUCUGUCACCUCUAUAGAGAGGGGAUGGGUAAGGCUCCCCUCAGCAAUUUCGAUGUAGAGCCCCUGUCCGACACGGAAAACAAGGUGGUCACUGUACAGUUCUAUAAUGAGGCUGUACAGGACCACGACGUGAGUAUGUGGUUGGGCAGGUAUGGUCUUGUUAAGUCCGAAGCCCGGAGAGUCCUUGAUGAGGACGGAGUCUGGACCGGAGCCAGGAAAUGGCUGGUCCAACUCAAACCUGACCCCUCUGCACCAGGGGGGGUAUGCCACAUCCCCAGCUCUAUCACGCUGGGGAGACAUAGGGGUGCGGUGUUCUAUUACGGCAUGCCCAAGCUGUGCAGGAACUGCGGCGAGUUAGGUCACUUAGCCGCGACCUGCACAGUGGUCAAGUGCAAGACGUGUGGUGGCGAGCACGAGACCAGGGCAUGCCGUGACCCAAAGCCCUGUAACCUCUGCGGAGCGAGGGGGCAUCUCUUUAGAGACUGCCCCCUCUCGUACGCGAACAGGGCUAGGAGCACCGUGCCCCCUCCACCAUCUGCUGCCCCCCCUCCGGCUCCACAGCCUCCCCCGCCUACCCCCAUGCCACGCACCAGACCACCCACUCCUACCCCUUCCCAGCCUGGAAGCCCACCCCCACAAGCACAGACCACAGCACAAGACCCUACCCUCGGUAUCACCACCCCUGGAACCCCCAACUCCACAGUGCCCCCUGCCGAACUAGGUCCCACCAACCCCGUCACUGUCAAGGAGGAGCCUGACUCCGACACCCCCAUUGUGGUGUUGGAGUCAGACUCCUCAACAUCUGAAUCUGAUUCCAUCACACCUUGGCAAAAAAUCAAAAAAAGAAAGGGCAAACGUAUCAGAUCCCCAACCUCAAUAAUACAAGAACCCCCCAUCCAACCUCCCAACCCAGCAAUAGUCCGCCAAAAAACGCACACAACAAAAACACCAAAACAGUUAUCCUCAAAACCGGAACAUAGACAACAACCUAUAGCCAGGCCUGAGCCCCCUCCCUGCCCUGCAAAACCAUCUACGCCACCGCUCAUACAUCACAGAGAAACACUACAGAAUACCAUCACUGCCCACGCUAGAAUCGUUAGGGACCAGCCAGCCUCCGGUCCAGACCCUGUUAAAGGGACUGGAGCAUCACCCUCCUCUCAGGGCCCUCCAGGGACUGGGGGGAAACCUGGGGCAAGAACACCUGCCCCCACCUCUCCAGGACGGAACCUCCCAGGCAGUCAGGAGGGGAGGCCUGGGAGUGCACAUGGUCUGGGGGUGAGUAGGCGCCUCAAUAAUCAGGACAUAGUAAAUCAAAAACUCAAUAAAAUCUGCAAAGACAUAGCAAACAGUAACAUUGGAUCAUAAAUCUUACAAAACAAUAAAAUUCAUGACACUCAUUAACAAUUUCAUCAUUAAACACACGCAGCAUCAAAGACCCUUCCAAACGCCACACAGUAUUCUCCAUUCUGUCUCAGGUUCCCUCAGACGUCAUCCUGCUCCAGGAAUGUUGGAUGGCGUUCUGGGGGAAGAAUGGAGAAUGGGAGACUCUCUCUGGUCUGGCUGCAACAUCGCCAGAGCUGAUGGGGUCGGCACGUUGGUGAAAAAUCCCUUUGUGCGAAUAAUAUCUAGCAACAUCGUAGAGAGUGGGUGAAUCCUUGUCACCGAUCUCGAGGUCGGGGGUUCCCCACUCAGGGUCAUCAAUGUGUACGGCCCCACCAGCGUGGCCGAGAGGGUCUCCCUCUUUACAAAAUUAUCACCACUUUUACAUUGCACAAUGCCGGUUGUCGUGGGGGGGGGAUUUCAACUGUGCUUUAACAGAUGAGGACCGCAGCAGACCCAGACGGGACCGUUCCAGUGACCUGCUGCGGUCCCUCAUAGAGGAUUUCUCCCUCCGCGACGCCGGGGGCGCCU